UGGCUCCCUCCCGCCCGUCUGCUGCUGCCGGCGUCGCUCCCUCUCUUGAAACUGUCAAAGUGACACUUGCAAGACCGUCUUGUCACCACUAACCCUUUACCAAAACUCGACAAAAUGACCAAGAAGCGCAGGGGCGGAGGACGCAACAAGAAGGGACGUGGACACGUCCGCUCGGUUCGCUGCUCGAACUGCUCGCGCUGCGUUCCCAAGGACAAGGCCAUCAAGCGCAACUCGGUCAAGAACAUGGUCGAGGCCGCCGCCGUCCGUGACCUUUCCGACGCUUCCGUCUACUCGGAGUACGCUCUCCCCAAGCUCUACGUCCGCCUGGCCUACUGCGUCUCGUGCGCCAUCCACGCCAAGGUUGUCCGCGUGCGCUCGGACAAGCCCGGAGCCAUCAACUCGCGCAAGAACCGUGCCCCCCCUCCCCGCGCCAUCUUCAAGGACGGCAAGCGCGUCAACCCCGCCGUUGCCGCCGCCCUUGCCGCCAAGCAGGCCCAGGCCUCGUCGUAAGACGGCGGCUCGCUCACCGGCGAGGCGACGACCUUCGACGUGCGCGGCUGGUAGUUGGCUUUGGUAGCAUAGGACUGGGAUCAUAGCGUGAUGAAGUCCGUCUCCACAGAACAAGGAA
Vanrija pseudolonga is the source of this 628-nucleotide messenger RNA. It is a transcript of the gene RPS26, whose product is annotated as 40S ribosomal protein S26. The record is from RefSeq and is a predicted model, not a curated record. Gene Ontology annotation, molecular function: structural constituent of ribosome; mRNA binding. Lineage: Eukaryota; Fungi; Basidiomycota; Tremellomycetes; Trichosporonales; Trichosporonaceae. Gene Ontology annotation, cellular component: cytosolic small ribosomal subunit; ribosome. Gene Ontology annotation, biological process: translation. The transcript has 3 exons. The coding region runs from base 115 to 510 and encodes 131 amino acids.